Messenger RNA from Plasmodium reichenowi, 2951 nucleotides. Its product is annotated as DEAD box ATP-dependent RNA helicase, putative. Gene Ontology annotation, biological process: ribosome biogenesis. The annotation marks the transcript as partial. NCBI's taxonomy places the organism in Eukaryota, Apicomplexa, Aconoidasida, Haemosporida, Plasmodiidae. The transcript has a single exon. Gene Ontology annotation, molecular function: nucleic acid binding; ATP binding. Gene Ontology annotation, cellular component: nucleus. The record is from RefSeq and is a predicted model, not a curated record.
AAAAUUUCAAUGUUAAAUAUUUAACAACCGUUCAAUAUAUUACUUUUCCAUUAUUUUUAAAAAAUUAUGAUUUAUUAAUAUCAUCAUUUAAAAGCUCAGGGAAAACAUUAGCUUAUAUGAAUUGUCUUGUACAUAAAAUAAUAAUACAAAUAAAUAAUAUAAAAAAAAAAACAAAUAUAAAAGAUAAUUAUGUUUUAGGUUUAAUAAUAUGUCCAAAUGUUAUAUUAGUUGAACAGUCAUAUGGAAUUUUAAAAAAAUUAAUUAUGUAUCAUCCAUAUAAUAUUAUUUGUUAUAAUAUGCAUGGGAAGAAAUAUAUAAAUAUACAAGAUGAAAUAAAAAAUUUAAAAAAAAUAAAACCACAUAUUAUUAUAACUACACCAGCAUAUCUAAUCAAUUUUAUAAAAUAUUUCAAACAAUUUUCACAAAUCUUCUUUUUAUGUGAUACAUUAAUAAUUGAUGAAGCACAUUUUCUUCUAGAUAAUAAUUAUAUGAAAAAUAUAUUAAUAAUAAAAAAUAUAUUACCAAAAUCUCAUCAAACUAUUUUAUUAACAUGUAUUGUUAAUAAUUUUCUUAAGAAUGUAGCAUAUAGAUUUUUAAGAUUGCAUUAUAUACAUAUAAAUUUAAUAAAUAAUUGUAUAUAUGAUCAUAAAGAAUUAUUAGAUCCUUCUACAAAUCAACAAUACCAUGAAACAAACAAAAAUAUUAUUAAAAAUCUUCAGAAUAUUAUAAAUAAUAUAAACCAUAUGAAUAAAAGUAAAUAUCAAGGAAUUGUUCAAAAUGUUUUUAAAAGACUUAUAAAUGUUAAUCUUCAACUAUAUAACGAAUUAAAUAACAAACAUAUAUAUCCACCUAAUAAUAUACUUUAUUGUGAUAAUAUAGGUAAGUUGUGGUAUCCUAAAGAAGCAAAUACAUUUUUUCAAAACGUACAAACUCAAUAUAAUUUACACAAUGAUAAUAUUACUCUUGAAGAAAUAAAAAAUAACAACAACAACAAUAAUAAUAAUAAUAAUAAUAAUAAUAAUAAUAAUAUGGACAAAAAUGAUGAUACACAUAUAUAUGAUUCAUCAAAAGAAUCUAAUUAUAUCUUACCACUUUCAGAAAAAGAAAUGAAAAUCAAAAAAUUAAAAUUAUCUAACAGUGAUUAUAAUAGAUAUCAUUGUUCUCAUCAUAAUAAAAAUGAUAACAAAUAUAUACCUACACAUGUACUCUUAAAACAAGAAUAUUUAAUAUAUGAAUCUAAUAAAUUAUCAUUAAUAUUAUUUAAUAUUAUACAUAACGAAUUAAUAACAAAUAAUAAUAUAAAUAUUGUAAUAUUUAUGCCUACCGUAAAAAUCUUACAAUUCUUUUAUGUUAUAUAUAAACAUUAUAUUUUUAAAGGAUAUAUAUUCUUAUUAUAUUUAAAAUUAAAAAAAAUAAAAUGGAAACAACCACAAGAUAUUAAAUCAUAUCUUUCACAUCAUUCUACCUAUUAUGAUAAAGAUAGCGUAAAUUUUACUGUCUCUUCAAAUCCUUACAUAAUAACAAAUGAUACCACAAGUUAUCAAAAUUGUAAUGUUAUUAAUUCUUAUGACCACAGCGUAAAUACAAAUCACAUCAUCAAAAGUGACGAGGUCACUAUUAAACAAAAUGACGAGGUCGCUAUUAAACAAAAUGAUGAGGUCACUAUUAAACAAAAUGAUGAGGUCACUAUUAAACAAUAUGAUAAUUUUACAAAUGAACACAUGUGUAAUUAUCUUUUAAAUUAUAUACAACAAUGUACAGACGAAUAUGAAGAAUUAAAAGAUAUUUCUAUUUUAUCAUUACAUAGUAAAAUGAGCCUAGAUAAAAAAAGAUACACUUUAAAUUGUUUUAACGGUACCAACCUAGAUAACGAAGAUGAUGAAAAAAAAAAAAAAAAAAAAAAAAAAAAAAUCUUAUUUGCCACAUCAUUAUUACAUCAAGGAAUAGAAUUAAAUAAAGUUAAUCUUGUAAUACAUUUAGGAAUGUGUAAAAAUGUUGAUGAAUAUAUUUUAAGAACUAACAUAGUUACAACAAAAUAUACCAGAGGUAGGAGUCUAUUAUUAUUAAAUGAAUUAGAGGCCCACUAUUUAUAUAUACUCUAUAAAAAUAAUAUUCCUAUUACUGCUAUAAAUAAAAAUUAUAUUAAUCUUGUUUAUAAAAAUAAUCUAUUGUUACAACAUUUGUUAAAUUAUAAAUAUGAUAUGGGAACACAUGAAGUGGAAAAUAUAAACACAGAUAUAAAACACAAAGGUGACAAAAAAAUGAAUGACACUAAUAAAAAUAUUGAUGAUCAGAAAAAUAUAUAUCAUGAAAAUAAUUCUUCUAUUCAAAUACAAACCUUUAAUAAUUAUUAUUAUAAAAAAGAUGAAAACAAUUUCUUUCAAUAUAAUUACCACAAUGAAAAAGAUUAUAAAAAUAUUUUUUUUACAUUUAAUAUAAAACAUAUAGAAUGGUAUAAAUAUAAGCACUUAUUAUCAUCAUGUGAAUUAAUGUAUAGAUCUUUUCUUGGAUUCUAUUGUGAAAAAAAUGAAUUCUUAAAAUAUGAAAAAUGGCAAGUUCCUAGUCUAAUUAAAAAUAUUAUUUAUUCGUUUGGAUAUUUGGAAAAUUUCUAUAUAACAAAAUGUAUGGCUGCUAGACUACAAAUUAUUAAUGCACCAGAUACGUUCAUAAAAUUUAAUGCAACUUCAAAGAGUGUACUCAUUUCAUCCUUACCAACGUAUAAAAGUUAUAAAUCAAAAACAAACGAAUUUAAAUUAAAAAAGUGUGCAAAUCGAAACUCAACAAAUAUUAACACAUCAAAUGUAAACAAUUAUAAUAAACAUAAUACUAAUUAUGAUCAUCUAAAGGAUGAUGAUCCUUUAAAUGAUUUUAAUUUAUUGAAACCAAAUGAUGAAAACCAAAACAUGCAAACACAUCCUUUAUAUUUUACAUUCCACAAAUAUGUAUCUUAA